CAACCUAGCAUUCCGUGAGCGUGCAGCCACAUGAUAAAUGUAGUCCUAAAAUAUACAUUUAAAGCAAACAUAUUUUUUUUAUGGAAGAUAUUAAAUCUGAAUGGUUUUCGUAUCCACCGUAAAUAAUAUACUAUCGGCGAAAAACACAUAGAUUUUUUCAAACGAGUUUCUCGUUUACUAACAUCGUUGGGUGUGACCAUCCAAUCAUCUUUGUCCAAAUCUUCUCGCGGUUCGAGUUCAAAAGACACAGAGCAACCAGCAUGAAAAAGACAACGACCCAGUCCAGUGUUGUUUAACUUAGACAAAAAAUAUACAUAUUUUAUCAAGAAAGUUGUUGAAGAAAAAAUAUAUAUCUAGCAGGCUAGCUAGCUGACUUACAGAACCAAAAUGGCAGAAGGUGGAGAGGCAGACUGGGAACUUUGCAAAGAGAACAUCCAGCCCUUGAAGAAAGGUCGGGCCAUAUCAGUUUUACACCAGGCACUCAGUCAACAGCAAGAGGGUUCGAGCUCUGCCACCAACCAACACAAACAGGCUUUUGAGUCUGAACUGAGAGUGUAUGAUGGAGAUGACCCCCUUGAUGUUUGGGAUCGGUAUGUUAAAUGGACAGAGCAGACCUAUCCACAGGGAGGAAAGGAGAGUAACCUUAAUGUGCUUUUGGAGAGAGCUGUGAUGUGCUUUACAGAGGAAAAUAAAUAUCACAAUGACAGCCGUUAUGUUGACCUAUGGAUCAAAUUUGCAGAGAGUGGUCACGAGCCUUUGGAUAUCUACAGAUAUAUGCGAGCCCAGGGAAUAGGAGUACAACAGGCUUCCUUCUACAUUGCCUGGUCUGAGGAGUAUGAGCAUCAGGGUAACUCUCGAACAGCAGACAGUGUCUACCAGGAGGGCUUCAAGCGUGGGGCUGAACCUCUGGAGAAACUCCUGCAGUUCCACAAGGCUUUGCAGGCGCGUGUGUCCCGGCAGGUGAUGUCUGGAAUGGUGAAUGACGAGGAGGAGGAAGCUGAGGCAGCAAAGCCUGAGCGGGUUUCUCUGGUGGAUCUAAAACACAGGGGGAAGAAAAAGGCUGUUGCACCCAUUAGUAGAGUUGGUGCAGCACUAAGCAGUAAUUCACGAAGCCUACAGUUACAAGGCCCACCAGCUCUGGCCAGCAGUGGUCAAAACAGUUGCCUUGUGAUCUUUGAUGAGAACAAGGCUGUCAGCGCUGAGCCCUCUGAACCAAAGUUGGAAUCUUGGAUGGCCCCACCCCCAUCGAGAUUCAAGGAGAACGAGCAGAGGCCUGAGAAAUGGAGCGAUGUAAAGAUGCCAAUGAAGUCCAGGUUUGGUCACAGUGUUGUGGCUCUGCCCAGCAAGCCAAACUUCCAGCCCUUUGUGGAGGAGUCGGAUCAGCCUCCAGCUAUGACACCGUGUAAGAUCAACCCAGCGGUGAAUUCAGUGUUGUCUGCACGGAAGCCCUGCGGGGAUGAGACUCCUCUGAAGAGACUGCAGCAACAGCAGCAGGAAGAGGGGAAAGCUCUGGAGCAGAGCAUGUACUGCAAAAAGCUGCUGCUCAGUGGCGCCUCCGAGUUCUGCUUUGAGGAACUGCGGGCUGAGCGCUACCGACAGAAGAAGGCCUUGGAGUCAGGGGGCAGUGGCAAGGAAGAGCAAGCGGGCUCUGGUCUUCCAAACUGACACGUUUCAACAAGGACAUGUUCAGUGUUUUAUUAUUAAGUAGGAGACUAUCAGUGUCAUCAUGUAUGUAUUUUAGAGUUUGUGUAUAUAAAAAGUUUCAAACUUGUCCACUGUGGGAGUCAAACCCACAAGGGUCAUGCUCUACUAACUGAGCCAGAUGGCACCACUAAUAACACACUAUGUAUCUGUCUUUCUUUCCUCUUUAUUAUUUAUUUGCCUGCUUCAUGUAACCUCCCAGUGUAAUUAACCUUUCAGUGGUGUAGGAAUGACAGGGAGAAAUCCAGAGGUGAGAAUGACACGGUUCAAUUCAUAUCGAUGCAUAGCUGUCACUGCUGUGUAUUUUAUUUUAAUAUAUAUUUUUUAACCUUUAGUUAACAAGGCAAGUCAGUUAAGAACAAAUUCUUAUUUUCAAUGACAGCCUAGGAACAGUGGGUUAACUACCUGUUCAGGGGCAGAACGACAGAUAUGUACCUUGUCACCUCGGGGAUUUGAACUUGCAACCUUUCGGUUACUAGUCCAAAGCUCUAACCACUAGGAUACCCUGCCAUCCCAUAUAUAUGUACUGUACCAGUCAAACGUUUGGGCACACCUACUCAUUCAAGGGUUAUUGUUUAUUUUUGCGCUUUUCUACAUUGUAGAAUAAUAUUGAAUACAACAAAACUAUGAAAUAACACAUGGAAUCAUGUAGUAACCUAAAAAGUCAACAUACACAACAAAUCAACAUACCGUGCCGUUCAAAAGUUUGGGGUCACUUAGAAAUGUCCUUGUUUUUGAAAGAAAAGCACAUUAUUUGUCCAUUGAAAUAAAAUAGAUCAGAAAUACAGUGUAGACAUUGUUCAUGUUGAAAAUGACUAUUGUAGCUGGAAACGGCAGAUUUUUAAAUUGAAUAUCUACAUAGGCGUACAGAGGUCCAUUAGCAACCAUCACUCCUGUGUUCCAAUGGCAUGUUGUGUUAGCUAAUCCAAGUAUCAUUUUAUAAGGCUAAUUGAUCAUUGGAAAUCCCCUUUGCGAUUAUUUUAGCAAAGCUGAAAACUUGUCUGAUUAAAGAAGCAAUAAAACUGGCCUUUCGACUAGUUGAGUAUCUGGAGCAUCAGCAUUUGUGGGUUCGAUUACAGGCUUCACAAAACGUUGCGAACUGGCCCUAACCAGAAUAGCAAGAGGAGUGGGAGGCUCUGGUGCACAACUGAGCGAGAGGACAAGUACAUUCGUGUCUAGUUCGAGAAACAGACGCCUCACAAGUCCUCAACUGGCAGCUUCAUUAAAUAGUACCUGCCAAACACCGGUCUCAACGUCAACAGUGAAGCGGUGACUCCGGGAUGCUAUUUCAUAGUUUUGAUGUCUUCGCUAUUACAAUGUAGAAAAUAGUAAAACUAGAAAAAACCCUGGAAUGAGUAGGCAUGUCCAAACGUUUGACUGAUUCUGUCGGUUUAAAUGUACCCCACAGCUCUGUGGUGACCAUUUUUUAAUAAAUUAGAAAUAAAGGUUCA
Molecule: messenger RNA, 3152 nt
Organism: Oncorhynchus kisutch (coho salmon)
Lineage: Eukaryota; Metazoa; Chordata; Actinopteri; Salmoniformes; Salmonidae
Gene: bub1bb
Product: BUB1 mitotic checkpoint serine/threonine kinase Bb
Exons: 9
Coding region: 388-1665 (425 amino acids)
Biological process (GO): mitotic spindle assembly checkpoint signaling; meiotic sister chromatid cohesion, centromeric
Cellular component (GO): nucleus
Molecular function (GO): protein kinase activity
Source: RefSeq, a predicted model, not a curated record